AGGGAGCCAAGGGGGGGUCUGGCGGCCAGGCGCCCCCUCCUCCUCCUCCUCUUUCCCCCCCUCGAAGAACAGACCCCCCCUCGAGAAAAGGGGGGGCUGCCAGAAGAAGGAAGGAAGCCGGGGGCGCAGUUCACGGAUUCCGUGGCAGCGCAGGGGCCACGGCCGAACUUUCUCCAUGAGGAGGGGUAGAAGAUGCCGGCUUUGCCCGCGCUGCUGCUGCUGCUGAUUCUCGCCUUGGCCCACAAGAGCCUGGAGGUGCUCUCCUCCCUCCGCAUGGCUGCCAUCUUGGAUGACCAGACCGUCUGCGGCCGUGGGGAGCGCCUGGCCCUGGCCUUGGCCCGGGAGCACAUCAACAGCAUCAUCGAGGUGCCGGCCAAAGCGCGGGUGGAGGUCGAGAUCUUUGAGCUGCAGCAGGACAGCCAGUACGAGACCACCGACACCAUGUGCCAGAUCUUGCCCAAAGGCGUGGUCUCGGUCCUGGGUCCGGCCUCCAGCCCGGCCUCGGCCUCCAUCGUCAGCCACAUCUGCGGAGAGAAGGAGAUCCCGCACGUGAAGGUGGGCCCCGAGGAGACCCCCAAGCUGCAGUACCUGCGCUUCGCCUCGGUCAGCCUGUACCCCAGCAACGAGGACGUCAGCCUGGCCGUCUCCCGCAUCCUCAAGUCCUUCAACUACCCCUCCGCCAGCCUCAUCUGCGCCAAGGCCGAGUGCCUGCUGCGGCUGGAGGAGUUGGUGCGCCAGUUCCUGAUCUCCAAGGAGACGCUCUCCAUCCGGAUGCUGGACGACACCAACGACCCCACGCCGCUCCUGAAGGAGAUCCGGGACGACAAGGUCUCCACCAUCAUCGUGGACGCCAACGCCUCCGUCUCCUAUCUCAUCCUCAAGAAGGCCUCAGAGCUGGGCAUGACCUCCGCUUUCUACAAAUACAUCCUGACCACCAUGGACUUUCCCAUCCUGCACCUGGAGGGCAUCGUGGAUGACCACUCCAACGUCCUGGGCUUCUCCAUGUUCAACACCAGCCACCCCUUUUACAUGGAGUUUGUCCGCAGCCUCAACAUGUCCUGGAGGGAGAACUGCGAGCUCAGCCCUUACCCGGGACCGGCGCUGUCAGCCGCGCUGAUGUUUGACGCCGUCCACGUGGUGGUCAGUGCGGUGCGGGAGCUGAACCGGAGCCAGGAGAUCGGGGUCAAGCCCUUGGCCUGCACUUCUUCCAACAUCUGGCAGCACGGGACCAGCCUCAUGAACUACCUGCGCAUGGUAGAGUAUGACGGGCUGACCGGCCGCGUGGAGUUCAACAGCAAGGGCCAGAGGACCAACUACACCCUGCGGAUCUUGGAGAAAUCCCGGAACGGACACCGGGAGAUCGGGGUCUGGUACUCCAACCGGACCCUGGCCAUGAAUGCCACCACGCUGGACAUCAACGUCUCGGAGAGCCUGGUCAACAAGACCUUGGUGGUCACCACCAUCCUGGAGAACCCGUAUGUCAUGCGCCGCGCCAACUUCCAGGAGCUUCCGGGGCCGGAGCAGUACGAGGGCUUCUGCGUGGACAUGCUGCACGAACUGGCCGACAUCCUCAAGUUCCGCUUCCAGAUCAAGCUGGUGGAAGAUGGGCUCUACGGCGCCCCCGAGCCCAACGGCUCCUGGACCGGGAUGGUGGGGGAGCUCAUCAACCGGAAGGCCGAUCUGGCGGUGGCGGCCUUCACCAUCACGGCCGAGAGGGAGAAGGUCAUCGACUUCUCCAAGCCCUUCAUGACCCUGGGCAUCAGCAUCCUCUACCGCGUCCACAUGGGGCGCAAGCCGGGCUACUUCUCCUUCCUGGACCCCUUCUCUCCGGCCGUCUGGCUCUUCAUGCUCCUGGCCUACCUGGCGGUCAGCUGCGUCCUCUUCCUUGCCGCCCGGCUGAGCCCUUACGAGUGGUACAACCCGCACCCGUGCCUGCGGGAGAGGCACAACGUCCUGGAGAACCAGUAUACACUGGGAAACAGCCUAUGGUUCCCAGUGGGAGGCUUCAUGCAGCAGGGCUCCGAGAUCAUGCCCCGGGCCCUCUCCACGCGGUGCGUCAGCGGCGUCUGGUGGGCCUUCACGCUGAUCAUCAUCUCCUCCUACACGGCCAACCUGGCCGCCUUCCUGACCGUCCAGCGCAUGGAGGUCCCCAUCGAGUCGGCCGAUGACCUGGCCGACCAGACCAACAUCGAGUACGGCACCAUCCACGCCGGGUCCACCAUGACCUUCUUCCAGAACUCCCGGUACCAGACGUACCAGCGGAUGUGGAACUACAUGCACUCCAAGCAGCCGAGCGUCUUCGUCAAGAGCACCGAGGAGGGCAUCGCCCGGGUCCUCAACUCCAAGUACGCCUUCCUGCUGGAGAGCACCAUGAACGAGUACCACCGCCGCCUCAACUGCAACCUCACCCAGAUCGGGGGGCUGCUGGACACCAAGGGCUACGGCAUCGGCAUGCCCCUCGGCUCCCCGUUCCGCGACGAGAUCACGCUGGCCAUCCUCCAGCUGCAGGAGAACAACCGGCUGGAGAUCCUGAAGCGGAAGUGGUGGGAGGGCAGCAAGUGCCCCAAGGAGGAGGACCACCGAGCCAAAGGGCUGGGCAUGGAGAACAUCGGGGGCAUCUUCGUGGUGCUCAUCUGCGGCCUCAUCAUCGCCGUCUUCGUGGCUGUCAUGGAGUUUGUGUGGGCCACGCGGCGCUCGGCCGAGCACGAGGAGAUCUCCGUCUGCCAGGAGAUGCUCCGCGAGCUGCGCCACGCCGUCUCCUGCCGCAAGCCCUCCCGCGCCCGCCGCCGCCCGCGCCGCCACCACCACCACCACCACCACCACCUGGGCGCGGGGCCCGGCUCCCUGUCGUCGUCGUCCUCGCGGGGGGGGCCGCUGUCCCUGCGCGCGGUGCGGGAGAUGCGCCUCAGCAACGGGAAGCUCUACUCGGGGAGCCUGGCCUCGGACCCCGGACCCCAGCGCCUCCUCGAGGAGCCCCCGGCCCCCCCGACCGGGGGGAGGAGGGGGAGGGGGACCCCCCCCGGCCCUGCGCCCACGUGCGCAUCUGCCACGAGUGCCGGCGCAUCCAGACUCUGCGGGGAGGGGCGCCCCCGACCCCCCGGGGGACCCCCCUGCUGCCCCCCCCCUCCGCCCCCCCCACGAGCGCGAGGAGGGCUCCCCCCGGCCGGGCAGGAAGGGGGGAGGGGCCUCCGCGGGGGGAGGGGCCUCGGGGGGAGGAGGGGGAGGCCAGGCGGAGUGAGCCCCCCCAUGGCCCCCCCGUUGCCCCCCUCCCCCUGCCUUCGCUCUCUCCGGCGGAGGCCCUCGGUAGACAUGUACGCUGUGCGUAUGCCUUUGGGGGACCCCGAAAGACCCCCCAUAUGAAAAGCCCUGUCUACUUUUGGGGGGCAGCAAAGCCCCAACCCUCGACCCCAAAGGGAGGCCUGCUUUGGGAGAAGAGGAAUUCCGGGCGGACAUUGGCAGCCCCCCUCUCUCUCUCUCUCUCUUGAGUGGACACUGGGACCUCGGGUCACUUUUUUGGGUGGACGAUGGGACCUCACAGCCGUCUUUGCAGGCUCCGUCCGGCCCCACGAUGCAGCGAAAGCACGGCCGGAACAUCUUGGGGGGCCAUGGAAGACGGCCGAAGCCCCUCGACCCAAUUCCGUGGGGUGAAAAGAGACAGAAGGCCCCCUCGGCCCAACUUUGGGGGGUCGCGGGAGAUGGCGGAAGCCCCCAGCCCAGUCUUAUGGGGUCACGCAUUACGGCAGAAGCCCCUCGACCCAAUUUUGUGGGAUAUCGAUGCCCUCUUUGUGGGCGAAAGGAGUUGGCAGAAGCCCCCAACCCCACCCCACGGAGCAUUAUGGGACGGCAGGAGACCCCUUGACCCAACUUUAGGAUGGGGAAAACAGACGGAAGACCCUCUUAACCCAACUUUGUGGGUCAUGAGACACGGCAGAGCCCCCCAACCCGGUCUCAUGGGGUCGCACAUUAUGGCAGGAGCCCCCCACCCAAUGUUUUGGGGGCGGAAAGAGACGAAAGGGAAACAGGGAACCCCAUUGUUUGGAGUCAUAGGAAAUGAGGGGAACGCUAUUCUAUGGGGUGAGCCGACCCUUGCGGACCCCCCCUCUCUGCCUUGACCCCCACCUUUCUGCCGUCGGUGCCCAAAAACUAUUGGGUUUGAAGGGAUGCCCCGAAAAAGAUGCCGCUGUCCCAAUCUUGGGGGGACACUCUACCCGCUGGGGACACUCCACCCGCUUUGCCUUUCUAGUAAUAUAGGGGCCCCUUCCCCUUUGGGGGCGAAAGGUUGACGCUGGGGGGAAGAGGCCCAUCGAGGCCCCAAUAUAAGGGAUUGUGGGGUCCCACGGAAGGGGGUCGGGGCCCGGGAGCCCCCCUCCCUCAACAACAACAACAAUGUCUUGUCUGUCUUUUUUUUAAUUUCCGUUUUCUUUCAUUCCUUCUUUUUUGGGAGAAAUUUCUAUCUAGGAGCCAAAAAGAAAAAGAAACGGAGACUUUAGUGGCAAACACCCCCUGACUCCCCCCCCCCUCAAAUGACAAAAUAAACGUGAAAAUACUUGAUUCUUUUA
Molecule: messenger RNA, 4559 nt
Organism: Anolis carolinensis (green anole)
Lineage: Eukaryota; Metazoa; Chordata; Lepidosauria; Squamata; Anolidae
Gene: grik5
Product: glutamate ionotropic receptor kainate type subunit 5
Exons: 20
Coding region: 193-3360 (1055 amino acids)
Biological process (GO): monoatomic ion transport; synaptic transmission, glutamatergic; modulation of chemical synaptic transmission
Cellular component (GO): postsynaptic density membrane; plasma membrane; presynaptic membrane
Molecular function (GO): transmitter-gated monoatomic ion channel activity involved in regulation of postsynaptic membrane potential; kainate selective glutamate receptor activity
Source: RefSeq, a predicted model, not a curated record